CCAGCUGAAAUCAUUCGACCACCGUCAACUACACCUGGGGAUGUACAGCUCGUCAGCUUCACAUAAAUGCACAGGCACACAGCUAUAGCUCAGAUGCGUGCCUUAAAGCUACCGGGCCGUCAAUGCCAGUCUAGCGCGAGAGACUGCUGCUGCCUUCUCGCUGGCGCAUCUCAACUUCCAAAUAACUCAGAGGCUUGCCUUGACACAUGAAACAUGCCAUCAUUUGCUCUGAAACGUAGACCGUUGCAGGACAAGCAUCUCGCGGAGAAGGAGAUUCACGCAUCACACCCUUAGAUGUCGGAGACACUGUUAUUGCCAUCAUGAAUGCGUUGCACAACUUAACAGCUCUGCUGAACACGACAGAUGCAAUGGCGCCUUGGAGCGCUCGUCGCGCGAUACACGGUACCGGAGGAGGCUUUCAAGAGAAAGACACAAUUUCUGCGAAUUCAGACGAUGAAGACAGUGCUGGCAUACCUGCGCUCGUCAAGCGAAGUCUCAUUGUCUUCACUGUCUUGUGCGCUUUCAGUUUUGCGGCAGUCGUAUUGCGCUUGCAUCACCGUCGGAAACGGCUCAAGAAACUAGGAUCAGACGACUAUCUCAUUUCUCUUGCUUGGCUGUUGGCUGCUCUGGUUGGCGUUCUUAGUCACUACCGCGAUGCUCAAGGUUUUGGUCAAGAGACUCCAACGUUUGAUGAGCUCUCGUCGAUCUUCAAGCAGCAAUUUGUCUAUAUGCACGCCUUCUACAUUUCUCUCGCACUGACUCAGGUGAGUGUGGCGAUCAAUUACCGUCGUCUAAGUCAAGGACUCAUUCGCUGGCAUACGAUUGUUUGUAAUAUUCUCCUUUGCUACAUCGUUGUCGGGUCCCUUGUGGAGAUACUGGCCUAUGACUUGCAGUGCCGGCCAAUUCCCGCCUUCUGGAGACUACAGGACAGACCUAGUGCCAAUUGUUAUGGCAAGACAACCACAGCUACCCUAGUCAUCUAUGGUCCGCCACUCUUUCGCAUCACGGCGGACAUCGCUCUAAUGAUCUUGCCGAUGCCAGUCAUUUCAAUGCUUCAGCUACCAAAAGCCCAGAAAGCUGCCGUUGUUGCAGUCUUGCUCUUGACAUUGGUCGUCAUACUUGCAAACCUCAAACGCCUGUCUCUGACUGAGCCAAAUCAAGAUACAACAGUUACACGCUUCCUAACAGUCACUCUCCCUUUGGUCCAAAUAUGGUCGUCUGUUGAAGUACAUGCAGCUAUUCUUUGUGCUUGUGGCGUUACUUUGCGCGCUCCAUUUGUCGAAAGCUGGCAAAAGCUGCGAGCCAGAGUCCAAAGCGAGGCUCUCUACCCAAAUCUUCCGUUCAUGAAGCGUCGUGACAGGCAGCAAAGCGCAUCUACAAUGGACUCACAAGAAUCAGCAGAUUCUAUUGGCAUCGCAAAGCUGGCACUCGCACAUGCACAGUCCAGAACGGCUAUAUCACAAGCACCCGAGCAUCAAAUAAGCAUGGAGCAGAUGCUCGUUCAAGCAUAGGAAUAAUUUCUCUCUGAAGUCUCCUGAAACAAGAUGUGACUGCAAACAUGCUAGAGAUUCAGCGUGUUUCAAAGCUGAUCUUGGAAACACUAUACUUGUGCUUGUUCCAAACAUCC
Protomyces lactucae-debilis is the source of this 1627-nucleotide messenger RNA. RefSeq lists its product as uncharacterized. NCBI's taxonomy places the organism in Eukaryota, Fungi, Ascomycota, Taphrinomycetes, Taphrinales, Protomycetaceae. Bases 321 to 1511 code for a protein of 396 amino acids. The record is from RefSeq and is a predicted model, not a curated record. The transcript has a single exon.